AUGCUGACCCGGGUAGGUGAUGGCUCCUUCGUUGGUGCAAAGCAAAUGGGUGGAUCGAUGUUUGUGAAAGGCAGUAUGCAGGACGCCUUUCAGCAGAGCAGAGUUUUCGCCUGUUGGUGGCCGCGUGCCUAUGUGCUUUCCUUUGUGCAUCCUGCCACUGGUGCUUUGCCCAGGGUUGUGGCUGGACGAUAUCAUUGGGGUAUGCUCCAUGGUGUCUUGGCUGCCGGACUGCGUGGAUAUCUUAUAGUUCUCAUAGUGCGUCGGUGUUUGACCGCGCGACUCGUGCUGGAUGACCAUAGGUGUGGUUUCCUGUUGCUGCUAUACUUUCUAUUUGCUUGUCAUGAAGUAACCUGGCAGCUUUUGCAGUACCAAUCUUUUGAUGACGCAAACCCUUUUCCGCGAGAGUGUCCACCCGCCGACUACAGUGACAACAGCUUAGACGGCCCGGAAAACCCGCGACUCUAUGAUGACAACGCUGCCGCCAUUCGGCAAAGUGUUCUCGGACAAGAGCAGGAGAUCUUGCUUGGGACUGCCCUUUCCACUGGUGUGGGUGGGCAGCCGACGAUGGCAUCGCACGGUGGCCUUCGCAAGCCGCUUCGUUCAGGUGCUCUUGUGCCUGAACGGCAAGGCGAGGGUGCAGGAUUGAGUGCAGACACUGCAGAUGUGGAGGAGGUGGACAUGGAGGAAGUGGAACAGGGGCUGGAGGAGAGCAGUGAGGGUGCAGUGGCAGGUGCACCGAGCAGUCAUGCAGGUGAGCUGCCGGUUGUCAAAGUGUGA
Symbiodinium necroappetens is the source of this 777-nucleotide messenger RNA. Lineage: Eukaryota; Dinophyceae; Suessiales; Symbiodiniaceae. The record is from the annotation of a GenBank genome assembly.